Molecule: messenger RNA, 3198 nt
Organism: Antechinus flavipes (yellow-footed antechinus)
Lineage: Eukaryota; Metazoa; Chordata; Mammalia; Dasyuromorphia; Dasyuridae
Gene: BYSL
Product: bystin like
Exons: 7
Coding region: 401-1717 (438 amino acids)
Biological process (GO): rRNA processing
Cellular component (GO): nucleolus; cytoplasm; preribosome, small subunit precursor
Molecular function (GO): snoRNA binding
Source: RefSeq, a predicted model, not a curated record
UGCCAGGACUUGGGCGAUUACAAGAGCGGGAGCUCCACCCACUUUCCCCUAGGGCACUGCAGGAGAAAGUUUUUAGGAAUUGACUUGCGACCUGAAUGCUGAUCUCGGCAAGAUAGAAUAAAUCCAAGCUAGGGCUACAGCUUCAGCGAACAAUUAGGAAUCCAAUUUAAAUAACGCAGUCUUACAGCGGGCCCAAGUGAUUUCUAACUUCAGAGGGCGGGGCCAAGGGUAGCGCCGAAGCUGUUUCCGGCCUCCGACCGCUAGGAGGCGCUACCUUAUAACAAUGGAGCAUGUCUAGCAAGUCUGGGAGGGGCAGAGUAUUACGCGAUGUUUGGCGACGGCGCAGUCUUGAUUGCUACCAGUUCCCCACGUGUGUUUUAGAGUUGGGGUAGUGAACACCAUGCCCAAGAUCAAGGCAUCUCGUAAGGCUGGAGGGCAGGCAAAACAUGCCCCGUUGGCGGACCAGAUCUUGGCAGGGGACUCCGUACAACCCGGAGGUCGGGAGAAACGGAGGAACCGAGGCCGCGAGACGGAGGAAGAAGAGUACGUGGGGCCCCGGCUGACCCGGCGGAUCCUGCAGCAGGCGCGAGAGCAGCAAGAGGAGCUGGAGGCUGAACAUGGGUCGGGUGACAGGACAGCUCCGAGAAAAUUCACUACGAAGCUGGGCCCAGGAGCCCAGGUUGGUGAAUCAGAUGGUGAGGAUGAGGAUGAAGAGUGGCCAACCUUGGAGAAGGCAGCAGAAAUGGUGGGAUCAGGCUAUGACUCGGAGGUAGCUGUUAAUCCUGAAGAUGAGCGUGCCAUUGAGAUGUUCAUGAACCAGAAUCCUCCACUCAGGCGAACACUGGCAGACAUCAUCAUGGAGAAAUUGACAGAGAAGCAAACAGAAGUGGAAACUGUUAUGUCUGAGGUAUCAGGCUGCCCUAUGCCCCAGCUGGACCCCCGGGUUCUUGAAGUGUACAAGGGUGUCAGAGAGGUGUUAUCCAAGUACCGGAGUGGCAAACUUCCGAAAGCAUUUAAAAUUAUUCCUGCUCUCUCCAAUUGGGAGCAGAUCCUCUAUAUCACAGAACCAGAGAGCUGGACUGCAGCUGCCAUGUACCAAGCCACCAGGAUAUUCUCAUCCAAUCUGAAGGAUAGGAUGGCUCAGCGCUUCUACAACUUAGUGCUCCUUCCUCGUGUGCGGGAUGACAUUGCUGAAUACAAACGCCUUAAUUUUCACCUCUACAUGGCACUCAAGAAAGCAUUGUUCAAGACUGGGGCAUGGUUCAAAGGGAUCCUGAUACCUCUCUGUGAAUCUGGUACUUGUACCCUUCGUGAGGCCAUCAUUGUGGGCAGCAUCAUCACCAAGUGCUCCAUCCCUGUUCUGCACUCAAGUGCAGCUAUGCUGAAAAUUGCAGAGAUGGAAUACAGUGGCGCCAAUAGCAUCUUCCUACGGCUGCUGCUGGACAAGAAGUACGCAUUGCCCUUCAGAGUACUGGAUGCCUUGGUCUUCCACUUCUUGGCCUUCCGGACAGAGCAGCGAAAGCUGCCUGUGCUUUGGCAUCAGAGCCUGCUGACCCUGGCUCAGCGCUACAAAGCUGAUCUGACCUCAGAACAGAAAGAGGCCCUGCUAGAGCUUCUUCGCCUACAACCCCACCCAGAGCUGUCCCCUGAAAUCCGGAGAGAGCUGCUCAGUGCUACUGCCCGUGAUGUGGAAGAACCUUCUAUGAAUAUGGACUGAGGUUCUUAAGGAUUUGCUUCCCCGGUUUGGUAGAGAAAGAGAUGACACAAGAACUGUUUUAUGAUCUUUUUUCAUGGCUCCUAGGACUGUGCUACUUGGGGGCAUCUACAGGACAAAACUAAAAUGCUUUGAUCUCCCUGAUUAGACUUGAAUUAUGGUGGCUAAGUGCCUGACAGAACUUUUUCAGGUCCUAUUCUGUUUUAGAACCUGGCAAGUACUGUUAUACCCUGACUAGGUUUGUCAUGGAAGAAGUAGUUAGUGGCUGAAGCAAGUGGGUGCUAGAUGUGAACACCAAAAAAAGCUGUGUAUUUAUUUCAUUUGUCACAUUGUCUUUGGGCUAGAUUCUUCCUACUUUUCUCCCCUUAACAAGCUUUAACUAACAACAAGGUGUCCAUGAAGUGAGAAUAAUACUAAAAUAAGGAUAAUAGUGAGACUAGAACACUUUUUCACUUUUUAGUCACAGAAUUUUAGCAUUGGAGUGGACCUCAAUGGCCAUCUGGUUUCUGUGAUAAGUGGCCAUUGACUUCAAACCAGCUUUCUGGUCAGCCUCUUCCACCUCACGACACAUACCUUAAAUUUGUUUCUUUGUAGCUUCCAACCAAUUCUCCUGCUUGCACAGUGGAGCCAAGAAGUAAGUCUAAUCUUCCUUCCACAUAACAGCCCUUUCAAACAGCCCUUUUAAGUACUUUUGAAGAUAACUCUGCCACCUUCCUUCUAAGUAUAUCCUUCCCUUUUUCAGGAUAAACAUUCCUUAUAAUUUCCAUUAUUUUAAAGGGCAGUAUUGGACUUGUUCUGUUUAACUCCAAGAACUAGUAGAAGUUGCAGAGAAUUGCAUGUUUGAAUAUCUUCCCAAGUCUCAGUUUUCUCCACUUUAAACAUCCCCAGUUGCUUCAACUAACUGUGUAUCACAUGAAGUCUAAGGCCCUUCAGAAUCCUGGAAGACCCACAGAUGCUUUCCACCUCUAAACACAUAACUGCAGAUGAAGUUAAUCAGAACCUAAGUAUGAAGACAUUGGUGCAUCCUUAGCCUUAGGAACUUUGCUUUUCAUGCAGGCCAAGACCACAUCAACUUUCUUGGUCAUCACAUCAUACUAGCUGAUCCAUAUUGAAUUUGUAAGGCCACUAAAACCCCAAGAUAGUUUUCAAACUGCUGUCUUGAUUGAGAUAGCAGUAAACUUGCCAUCAAGGCAAGGCUGGAUUCCUCCUCAACUCUUACAAGUUUGCUUAGGAGAGAUUUCUCUGAAUCUUCCCUUUUUAGGUUGUAAGCAACUGGAAGUUAUUAAUUUGGAGAAGAUUUUGGAAUGAUAAUAGAGACCUAAGGUUAUUAAGUAUGGCCCAAACUUUAAUAGCCUGUCCUGUCCUGACUGAAGAAUCUGAAGAUUUCAGUAGGAGUGAACUGAGUUCAUUUAAGAACAUAUUCUGUAGAUAGAGCCUUUUCCCAGGCUCCAAGAGGAUUGGGAAUAAAAGGGGGUCACAGUUGA